AUGUUCAGCGCGCAUUACCUCGGUCUAAUGCGCGAUGCGUGGGAUGUUCGUCACAGUGCGCUGUUGUCUAACAUUUUUAUCGCUAAGCCUGAGUCUUCACGUCUACUCGAAGAGGACCCUUAUCAAGCCGGGUAUGGCUACGGAGCACUUAACCACGCUCAACAGGCUAGCCAGCCGGAUUCGGAAUAUGUGAGACGUGAGAGGGAGGCGCUGGAAUCAAUUUGCCAGCGGACAUCUGACUCCGUUAUCGAUAUCUGGUCCAUCCAACCACAACCACACCUUCGACCCCAAGCAACUCUCCACACCCCUACCUCCGCAUCUCCCGUUCCAUCACAAAGAACUGAUACAACAACACCUGUGGUAUCUACCCAUCGCACAUCACCGCCAAGCCGUCCCACCUCUGGCGCGUCAGGCGCCGUCCCGAAACACUGGGGUGAAGUUGUCGUGAACCCGAACAAGAAACGGUCCCGUACCGAUAUCAAAACAGAUGCUAAGGCCAGCCAUGAUGUGUUUGGAGUUCUAAAUGUCACCUAA
Molecule: messenger RNA, 534 nt
Organism: Penicillium egyptiacum
Lineage: Eukaryota; Fungi; Ascomycota; Eurotiomycetes; Eurotiales; Aspergillaceae
Source: the annotation of a GenBank genome assembly